Neltuma alba is the source of this 2007-nucleotide messenger RNA. RefSeq names its product glutamate receptor 2.8-like. The record is from RefSeq and is a predicted model, not a curated record. Gene Ontology annotation, cellular component: membrane. The transcript has 5 exons. Gene Ontology annotation, molecular function: ligand-gated monoatomic ion channel activity. NCBI's taxonomy places the organism in Eukaryota, Viridiplantae, Streptophyta, Magnoliopsida, Fabales, Fabaceae. The coding region runs from base 1 to 2007 and encodes 668 amino acids.
AUGACAGCAAGAGUGAUAGGAGAGGAGAGAACAGCAGAAAUGGAGAGAAGGGGAAGAGAAUUUCUCAUAUGUGUGAGCUUAUUGGGCCUAAUGGUAACCCUAACAGAGUCUGCGACUGUAACCAUACCGGUAGGAGUGAUUCUGGAUUUGAACUCAUCACUUGGCAACACCACUCUCAACUGCACCAACCUCGGACUCCUCGACUUCUAUUCCACACAUGAUUCCUUUGCGACGAGGCUUGAACUCCAUUUCAGGCAUUCUGGAAACGAUCUCCUCACUGCAGCUUCUGCAGCUUGGAAGCUAAUAAGUAAAACAAAGGUGCAUGCAAUCUUGGGACCUCAAAACUCAGAGCAAGCAGGGUAUGUUGUAGAACUUGGUAACAAGACUAAUGUACCAGUGAUUUGGUUUUCUCCAUCUGGUCCAUCUCUGUUGCCACCUCGUACCCGGUUCUUCAUCCACUCCAACUCCACUAGAAGCCAUUGCUCUCAGUUCGAAGCUAUAGCAGCCAUUAUCGAAGCUUAUAAUUGGCAGUCUGUGAUCCCCAUUUAUGAAGAUCCAGAAUUCGGCAACGACCUCAUUCCAUGCCUCUCUUAUGCCUUGCAAGAUAUGGACACUCGAAUGCCUUACAUAAGUGCCAUUAAUCAAACUUUCACGGAUUCUCGAAUCACCGAUGAGCUUAACAAGAUAAAAGCCCAGCGAACAUAUGUGUUUGUCGUUCAUAUGUCUCUGGAGCUUUGGUCAAGAUUUGGGGAACAUGCCAAACAUGAGGACAUGAUGAGCGAAGGAUACGCUUGGAUACUUUCGCAAGGCCUGUCUUCUGUCAUGGAUCCCGAAGCUUUAGAUGUCAGAAUAAAAGGCUAUAUGGAUGGUGCUUUGGGUGUGAGGCCAUUCGUUUUAUCCAAAUUAACUAAGCGCCUUUCCUUAGCGGAAACAUUAAGGUCUGAGUACGGUAAAACUCUUUCUCUAAAUGGCUUGUGGGCUUAUGACACUAUCACAGCACUGGCCAGAGCCGUAGAGAAGGCCGGCUUAGUCAGUUUUAAUGAAAGUGGAGCUGAUCUUCGCAAAAAAACAGGCCGAAAACUUCGCAAAGCAAUUCUGGAAACUGAUUUCGUUGGCCUGUCAGGGAAUUUUAAUUUGACGCAAGAACAACUAGAACAAUCACAUGUUGUGGUAUACAAUGUGCAAGGCCAAAAAGAAAGGACAAUUGGAUAUUGGAGCCCUGGAAAAGGACUUGUUCGAAUGCAAAGCUCACAUGGUGAACCAAUAUGGCCGGGUAACACAAAGGAGAUACCACCCAAGUUGAAAGUUGGGGUCCCAAAGACGCAUUUUACUGAAUUUGUUGAUGUUAAUGGUAGUGUAGAAGGGCAGAAUGUAUCAGUUUCUGGCUUUGCUGUUGAUGUAUUUAAGAAAGUGGUUGGCAUCUUGCCAUUACAUUUACCUUAUGACUUUGUGCCUUUGAACAACAGUGAUGGAGAGCUGACUCCCUCCAGCUAUGAUGAUCUUCUCUGCGAAUUCACAGACAAGAAAGUUGAUGUUGAUGUUAUAAUUGGAGACAUUACAAUUGUCGCGAGUCGCACAAAUUGUGUUGAUUUCACAAUGCCGUAUUUAGAUUCAAGUGUGUCCAUGGUGGUAAAAGUGAGGUCUGACUCCAAAAGCAUGUGGAUCCUCUUCAAACCUUUUCAUUGGUUACUUUGGUUCAUUCUUGGUAUGAUUCUUGUGGCUGCAACUUUUAUUGUGAUUAUAUUGGAAAAACGAAAAGAAAAGAAAAUGAAGGAUGGUAUCAGAGGAAGCAAAUCCGAAAAUAAAACAGAGGAUGAUGUUGGAGGAAGCAAAUCCGAAGACUUUGUCCGCAAUCCCUUCCUUAUUUACAUGAGCGAUGUUGGGUUUUUGAAAAGUUGCAAAUCUAAAUGGAUGAUAGGACAAAGCCAAAGCCUCCUCCAUGGAAGGACGUGCAAGAGAUUAGAAGGAGCAAUCGGAAAGUGGGAUAUCAAAGGGAUUCCUGGAUGA